Letharia lupina is the source of this 1707-nucleotide messenger RNA. RefSeq lists its product as uncharacterized. The transcript has 2 exons. The record is from RefSeq and is a predicted model, not a curated record. The coding region runs from base 1 to 1707 and encodes 568 amino acids. Lineage: Eukaryota; Fungi; Ascomycota; Lecanoromycetes; Lecanorales; Parmeliaceae.
AUGGAGAGCUUCUGGGAUGGAAAUGCCAAGUCGUCACCAGUCCAGAACUUGGUCUCCGAGGCUAACAUAGUAGAUGAUCCGGCUGCAAUCGAUGUCCCUGGGAGGAUACUCCAACCAUUAAUGCUCAGCGGCGAUACAGCAGCUAUGAUUAAGAACUGGCAAUUUACUUGUCGACAAAACCAUUCAGAUUACCAGCGGCCAGCGUAUCGGCCGCAACGACUGCUACAAGUUGGCGGAGGCGAGGUCAAUCAUCUGAAAUUGCAAGCUUGCCAUGAAAGUUCUGUGCCAAGUUUACCGGAAUAUGCCGCUCUCAGCUAUAUGUGGGGCGGUCCUCAGCGAUUCAUGACAACCAAGGACAGUCUAGAGGCCAGAAUGGUUAGGAUAGAGUUCGAAGACCUUCCUGGUACCCUCAGAGACGCUGUGUUGGUAUGCAGGGUUAUUGGUAUCCGUUGGCUCUGGGUCGAUGUGCUCUGCAUUAUUCAGGAUGAUCCGCAAGACAAGCUUGAACAAAUCAAGACGAUGGGGGAGGUGUAUCGGAGUGCUGCAUUGACUAUCAUACCGGCAUUCUCCCUGGGAAGUGACGAAGGUUUCUUAUCUGAAACAUUCGAGAACGUGACUCUACCCUUCCAGUGUUUCCGCGACAACACCUCUAGUGGCAGGCAAGGUUCCAUAUAUCUAAUCAAGAAGCAACUCGAUGCACCAAGAUUCCCAAUCGAGACUCGAGGUUGGACUAUGCAGGAGCGGCUGCUGUCCACUCGUCUGCUGUUCUUUCACCCCGGAAGAAUCGACUGGGUAUGUCGGGAGUCACACUUGUUCGCCGGAUCUAGUAGCUCUUAUAGUGUCAAUAUGAUCGAUGAGAGCGUGACUGAUCGCUCCUGGGACAAAUGGAACCUUAAUUGCUCAAAUAUCAAGAAUGACGACGUAAACCUGCAAAUUCAACGCUGGUACACUUUAUCCCAGGCGUUCAGCGAGCGCACGCUUUCAGACCCUCUGGAUCGCCUCCCUGCGCUAGCGAGUGUUGCGAAAGAACUUCGUCGGGAGUUUCCAGGGAUAGGGGAUUAUGUUGCGGGUCUGUGGACGACAAACCUAGCACAGCAGCUACUGUGGAAACUUCACCUGUAUACACAACCUAAGUCGAGGCUGAACAAAUUCAUCGGUCCGUCUUGGUCGUGGGUUUCCAUUGAAAGCUCGUUCAUGCUUCCGACCUUCGCUAUAGCGCCAGCUGAUAUUCGUUUGGAAAUCCUGGACUAUGAAAUUCAACACGAUAUCAGUAGCGACCGCUAUGGAUCUCUCUUAGCGGCCUCCCUGGAAGUGAGGGGCCGUCUGAAAACCGCACAGUGGAACAUUUCAACACAGAAAAUUGAAUCUUCGAACGGGUUAUUGUUGGCCGGCAAUACCAAAACUGUUGCCGAUAGCAAGGACUAUGCCUCUCGGGGGCCUCUUGUAGGUAACAUUGUUAAUGUAUACUGUCUAGAGGUUCAAGAUGCCAGGUAUUGGGCUCGGGACAUCAAGACAGAGGGGGGGCAAGUGUUCACGGGGCUUUUGCUUUUCAAAUGUCCAGGUGCUCGGUCGACUUAUCGUCGGGCUGGUUUGUUCAGUCUGGCAAAAGUGGACCAGGACGAGAGUAGCUAUGCAGUUUUUGAAGCUGCUGUGAAGAACCUCGCAUGGUUUGAGGACGUCGAGCCGCAGGUCAUUACCAUCAUUUGA